GAAAUCAGCAGUAGGGACAUAAUAAAAAGGCCAAGUCAGUGCUAUGCUCAUCGUAGCCUAGAGGGAUGUGAGUUUCGACAACAGCAGGGAACUAAGGUUUCUAAGGUAUCCACUUGGUUAAAAAACAACAACAAAAUACAUCUAACAGCAGAUAAAUGGCAGCCGUAGCGACAAGAGUCAUUCCAUUGUUGAUGCUUCUUUUAAGUCUACGCCCAGUGGUUACAAACGAUAUAUACCUGAGCUUACAACCAGAAGGAAAAUAUAUCCGAAGAGGAGAAAACGCCACGUUCAUCUGCUUACACAAUUUGACGAAUACUGUUAACAUCAAUGGCACCAAUUACGCAAGCCUUUACAAGAAUAACAGCACUGGGGAGUUCCAGUUGCUAAAUCAACAGCAACAUGAUAAUUUUUCUUCGGAAACUGUUUUCAGCUUACCGGAUGUUGAUUUGGACGACCAAGGAACUUAUAAGUGUGAAGUGAAUUCGUCGGAUGGGAUAUUUAAUUCUGAUGAUGUUACCUUAACCAUUGCAUAUUUAGAAAAGCCGAAUCUAACCGCAUCUAGACAUUAUCUUUUGAUCGAGGAAACAGCUAACUUAACGUGCUCUAAGCCUAGUGGGAAUCCACCACCUAAUAAUAUCAGUUGGUUCAAAGACGGAUCACCGUUGGUUAGUUCAGCAUCUAAUGGCGAAAUCAGCUUACUGAGUGUCAACGAUUCCGGAUCGUACCAAUGCCGAGCUGAAAGCAACAGUUAUGUAGGAAGUGACGGGAUGCUUAGUAACCAAGUUGAUGUUCAAGUGUUCGAAGUUGCAUCAUCCGUCACGGAGGCCAAGGAAGGUGACCCUAGUGUGGUGUUGAUGUGUGAAAUAAAUCCUAUCAUAAACGGAAUAAAUGGUUCAAAAUGGACCAAGAUUACCAAUACCUCAACUAUAAUUAAUAUACAAGAUAGUACCGAUAAGUAUGUUAUUACUCAAAAUAUCGGGCAAUAUAAUUUGACCAUCAUCAACACAGUAGAUCGCAGUGACAAUGGAACAUACCGUUGUCAUUUUAUAAUACAAGAUGCUAAAGGCCUUGAAAAUUUUACUGCGAAUGUACAACUGAUAGUUAAUUAUAUCGACCCACCUGUUGUACAAAGUGUAAUAAAAGGCGGACUGAAAUGGGGACAGUCUGCCAACAUCACAUGCAAUAUCUCAGAUGCUAAACCACUUGUAGAUUCAGUCACCUGGUUCAGAGACGGUCAGCCAAUCAUAAAUUCAACCAGCAGUGACGUCACCGAAGAUGGUAGAACGUUGAAAUUCCUUAGCUUUACUGAAGCUGAGAAAGGAGAGUACACAUGUAGAGCAGAGAGUGAAGUUUUCCAAGGAACCAGUAGUAAAAACAGUUCAAAUUCAAUUCAUGUCGAUUUCAUAUUUUUGGGCGAACCUCAGAUCAAAGUGUCAUCAAAUGAAAUAAACAUCGGAGAAACGGUUGAGCUAACUUGCGUCCUACCAGACGGCAACCCACCUCCAAAUGAGGUCAUCUGGUUGAAAGAUGGACAUCAAAUCGGUAAUAAAAGUAUCAAUAAACAUAGUCGAGGAAAUAAUGACGUAAUAACUCUGAAAAUACCGUCGGUAAAUACAGAAACUAAUGGUGAAUACAGCUGCCGUGUCCUAAGUGAAGCUUAUAAACAGCAAGGUGGACUAGAGAGCAACGUCACACAGACCAUAACUGUAGUAGUGGAGAAACAAGAUGAGGGAGACAAGUCAUUGAAUAUUUACCUUAUAAUUGCAGUUUCGAUCGCUAAGGUUGUGUUGAUCACAGCAAUUAUCUUAGUAUACAUUUGUUGCUUCAGGCCUAUACGCCUGGCUGUACUAGAGCAGCAGAUAACUGAUGCGAAAGCAUCAUUAAUUGUUGAAUGUAACUACAAACCCCGGCUAGCGCGUGCCGAUUCUGUCCAGUGGGUGACUCCAAGUGGAUCUCUUCCUUUAAUGAGAUUUCCGAGUUGCUUCAACACAUUUUCAGAACGAAAAUAUUUGAAAGAGAUCCCUUCAGACGACAAAAUUGAACUUCAAGCAAAAGGUAUAGAUCGCAUGAAAGUGGCAUCUAAUGGUAGAGGUACUUUAUAUCUCGAAAUCAAUGGGGUUACAGCUUUUGAUUCUGGCGAGUACACGUGUAUUGUGAGCAGACGGAAUGGCAAGAAAACAGCAACACACAGUGGUAUAAUGACGGUACACAGUAAACUUAUCGUUGCCGUAGGAGAAGCGUUUUCAAACAAUGAUUCGCUGACGAUUUCAUGUACGUGUUUACCCUUCAAUGAACCAGUUGACUCCUUCAUUUGGUUUCUUGCUGACGAAACUGGUGAGGUACAGCAAGGCCAUGGCAGCGCCCUGGCUUCAUCUACUGAUAUUGCGUCUAGGGGGAGGUACAGUUGUGCAUGCGAGGAUAAUACGUGUUACCUAAGAAUAAGCGAGCCGACUGAGGAAGAUGCUAGAAAUUACCAGUGCAAAGUCAUUAGAAAGUACGAUAAUAUUCCAUUCCAGGGCAUAAUUGUAUUAACGAAAGAUAGUCACACAUUGGAAUGGAAGGUGAGUCAGUUUGUGCCCCAAGUUGUACCCCAGGAAGCCAAAAGUACAGAUUCGUUAACUUCUGGAGAGCGAUUGCUUAGCAAGGAUACCAUGCGAACUGGUGAUAUACAAGUGGUAUACGAAGUUACCGACGAAUCAAUCGUAACAGCAAAUGGCGCCAUUAACGGUGGUGAUAAGUUUGUUGUUGAAGAUGGUGAAAAUAUUAUUGAUAAUAAUCAAUGUAAUAAUGAUAUAGAGACAAAGCCAAAUACGAAUGAGCAGACGUAUAAUACAAACGGUGGUGAGGUUAGUGGUAAUGAUGAUGGUGGUGAUGGUGGAGCAACCAAUGCUGACCACGAUGAUGUUACGCCUACUGAAACUGAACGUGAUGUUUGCAAAGACAGCGAUGUUGAAUUAGCAUAUUCUGACCAAGAAACAAGCGAGCAAGGGAAUGCAAAACCACAUACAAAAGCGAACAUAAAAGCAAAUAAUGGUUAUGAUAUGAGUGCUGAUAUUGACGAACAGUUAAUUCUACAUGGAGAUUCCGAGGAAUUUACUGGCAAUAACAUUCAAGGUUUAGAAGCACGGGCUGAAAAUUCUUACAGUGAUGGCGAAUCUAGUGCGCAGAGCAAUGAAAAAACACAAGAUAAUGUUGAGAUGGGAGUUGAUGAGAAUGGAGAUGUUAAUAAAUGGUUAGAUUUAAAAGACAAUAUCGAAGUCAACAUUGAGACAGUUGCACUUGAUGAAGUAAAUGAUAAUCCAAUCAAAUUGAACACUAACCAAGAUGUUGGAGAUAGCGAAUGUGUAAAAACAAUUGAAAUUUCAAAUUUUACAGAGUAGUACGGUACUUACUUAUAAGGAAUAAUGGAAGAGACCUUUCAUCACCGAUAAUUGUACGUCAAUAAACACGAAAUAUUGCUUGUAUCAAUUGACCAAUCAACAUCAACUACCGCAUGUCAAAUGGCCAAUCAUAAUCGAAUGUUACAUGUAUCAAUCGUUCAAGAAAUGACGUUUUAGUGAAACUGAUACAUAUUGAAAACAUUUCAAUACAAUGGGCAGAAAAAUCUUUAGUAAAAUUUACUAUGGCUGAACACUUUCAGUUAAAAAGACUCUUAAAUGAAUGAAUAUUAUUCUUGAAAUAUUGAAAAAUUAUUGCAAACUUUUUCACUCUAUUGGAGUGGCACUCUUUUUUCACUCUUUUGCAUUUAAAGAGUACGACUUGAUUUUAAUUGGUUCCUGGUAUAUACUUUUUGAAAAUUACGAAUUAAAAUUUUAUUGUAAAAUAGGUUUUAUUAAAAUCCUUAAAUUUAUAAGCUGUAAGUAGUUAAGGUAAACCUUAGAUUUACUAAACCAGAUAAAUUUCGAACAUUUUACAUUAAUAUGCUUAAAUUAUUGUACUUUAUGACAUAAAAACAUCGCUUCACUAUUUAUAAUUUAUUAGUAAAUUUGCUUUAAAAAAAUAAUAAGCCUAGUUAAGAAGCAAAAUAAUAAUAAUAAUAAUAAUACGGUAAUAAUAAUAAUAUAAUAUGUUAAACUUUUAUAGCGCUAAACGCCAACAAGGCCUCUAAGCGCUUCACAUUAUUACCCACGGUCACUCGAUUAAACGCCUAUGGAACACAAACUCAAGAUCUCAACGGAAGUAUAUAAUAACAUAGCAUAGAAGCACAUUGUUCGUACAAGCAUAUCGUUAUCGAAUUGUUAGAUAUUCUUAAGACAUAUUUAUUUACUUUGGUAACGAUUCGAAGUAAACAAAAAGUCAGAUUCAGAUUAAAUUUUAUUAGUCCAAUAUGAAAACAGCAGUGAGUACAUUUUCGGGUCAUUGAAAUAAAAAAAGAAAAAAAAAAACAUUUUUUCUAUAUAAAUAAAAUAUACAUGAUAAAAAGUCAAAUAAAUACUUGAAACCCAAAGAAAAUUUGAAAUAUUAAAAUGUUGAAUAAAGAUUCUAGUUAAAAUUGUAAAAUUACCAAAAAAUAAAAGAUUUCAGUUUAAAAUAAUACAAAAUUCAGAUUAAAUCUAUUAUGCUAAUUAAAAUACUGUAAUUGUAAUUUGUACUAAGCUCAUUUCAUUAUUAACAGAUUAGGUCACACAAACCGAAAAUGAUAAUGAUAUCUACAACAUAAUUUAACAUGCCUCCCCAGUUAAUGUAUUCUUAAUAAGCACUGGGUUAACCAUCUAAUAAAGUAUUUUCCAUAUCAACGAAUGGACCUGCUAGCAUUGAGGGGCUUAGUAGCAUCUUUUAGCUGGGUCUCAAUUUCCAUGAAAACUUAAGCAUGGCAUAAUACGUCGUCAUGUCGAUUGUAUCAAAGUAUAAGGGACUUUAUGAGAUUUAAAUUGGUACGUGACGGUGUAUGGCCUUCUGUGAAUCCAAAUUAUGAACUAUAUAAAUGUCGUUGGUCUUUUAAAAACGAGAGAGUGCGGAUGUAUUAUGAUUCUUUCUGAGAUCUCGGAGAAGGCAGUCAGAAGAGAAUUGGUCUGUAGGCCCUAGUUGUUCGUUUGAGAAUUAUCACAAUUUCGUUUGCAGUCUUCAUUAGAUGAUAAAAAUUUAAUAUUCAAACGUGACAACUAUCUGUUCCAUUUUCGUUUUCAAAGGGUUGUUUGGAAUUUCACUCAUCGUAACCCGAACUCUUUUUAACUUAAGAUUUAUUACUGUAUUUACUUCAUUCGUUAACUGAGAAAAGAAACAUGGACUUUGAGUUGGCAGUAGCUACAAAGUCAAGUGGUGACUUUUCAUCUUCUAGAAUGGAUACCAACAACGUAUGUAUACAGAACUUUGCAUUUUUUUUUAUCCAAUCUCCCUAUUGUCAUUAUCAAUUCGUAAUUCCGUAAUGAAAUAAAUAUUAUGCCCAUAGUUUUGUAGUAGUUUUCCACGUUUCACAUAAUCAUUUAAUAUUGCAUUAAUUGUUGUCUUGUAGUAGGCCCUAAUAAAUUUUAGCAUUUUUCAAUACCCCAAACAGGUUUAUUUUGUACUUAGUGUAUUCUCGACGAGAUUGAUGUUGUUAUACUUCCCCAAAGUGUGUAGCUCUUUUCCAUAUUCUAUAAAGUGAAUUAGUAACGGUCGUCUUUGAAUUUGGAUUGUUAGCUCGCGCACUACGUUUCUAAACCAUCAAAGAAAACUUAGGCCUACUAAAAUAAAUGUUAACAUUUUGAUUUAGGUCGAUAUUUUAGUAAGUUUUGUUAACUGUUUCUAAAAAAUGUUUCGUUGUUGAUUCAAUCGCAAAUAUAUUAUACAGUUUAAUUUUGAUUCUCUUAUAUUUGCCUAUAGAUGUAUUGUAAUUAAGUCAACAUAUGAUAGUGAUCAAUUUAUUAAUGCUAAAAUAUUAAAUUGAUUAUGGUUGUUGUCAUCAGUCAAGCGGGUUGGCUGGUGAUUUGUGGCGUAGAGGUUAUUUAAAUCUUUUUUAAUCUUGUAAUUCAAGGGAUUAUGUUUAAUUUCUACACUUUAUGCAUAUACUUUUAAGAGGAAAUAAAAUAGUGCAUCAACACCGCCUGCACCUAUACCUAGGCCUUGCUGUGUGACUGUCAAAUGUCACAGGUAAACAGACCGUCCUUCCAUUGCAGAUUAGGGAGUACUGUAUACUCAAAUAGAAUCUGAUGCAGGUAAAUCACUAUAGUGCCAGUAUUAAUGUAUUUUUAGCUCAGGUAUAUUAUAUAUAACAGUUUGCUAUAGGCCUAAUAACGCACUGGGGAUCACACUCCUAGGAAAAUCAAGGUUGUGUAGUGCAAAGAUAUUGCCGUCGAUCCGGCAGUGGGUCAGGCAACGGUGUUAUUCCGUUGACUUAAAUUAGUUAUUUUAUUAGAAUAAUAAACUACGUUAUCUCUA
This is a messenger RNA of Anneissia japonica, 6357 nucleotides long. Its product is annotated as hemicentin-1-like. The coding region runs from base 156 to 3380 and encodes 1074 amino acids. NCBI's taxonomy places the organism in Eukaryota, Metazoa, Echinodermata, Crinoidea, Comatulida, Comatulidae. Gene Ontology annotation, biological process: cell surface receptor signaling pathway. Gene Ontology annotation, molecular function: transmembrane signaling receptor activity. The transcript has 13 exons. The record is from RefSeq and is a predicted model, not a curated record.